Nicrophorus vespilloides is the source of this 497-nucleotide messenger RNA. RefSeq names its product gamma-aminobutyric acid receptor subunit beta-like. Gene Ontology annotation, cellular component: membrane. NCBI's taxonomy places the organism in Eukaryota, Metazoa, Arthropoda, Insecta, Coleoptera, Silphidae. The transcript is spliced from 3 exons. The record is from RefSeq and is a predicted model, not a curated record. Gene Ontology annotation, biological process: monoatomic ion transport. Gene Ontology annotation, molecular function: extracellular ligand-gated monoatomic ion channel activity. Bases 213 to 497 code for a protein of 94 amino acids.
UAUAUAAUUUAAAGGUGGAUUUCGAGAGCGAUCUGAAAGGGAAUUCAUCGCUAAUUCGCGUUUCAAUUAGUUCCCCCCGAUUGCUGCCGAAACGUCUGCGUGUUUUCGGCUAAUUUCUUAACGAGAAUCUGCUUUCAGAUCCGUCUCCGCGCAAAAUCGUCAUGUAACUCAAUUGCAGAAGAUUCAGAUACUCUUUGGUCGUGUACUGUCCCAUGGAUUUCUCGAAAUUCCCCUUUGAUCACCAGAAAUGCGCUCUGUCGAUAUCCAGCUUUGCGUGGAAGGAAAACGACUUGAUUUUAGCUUGGAAUUACGAAGAUCCUGUUCAUUUUACCGAACGUGUCGACUCGAUGCUGCCGUUUUUCAAGUUGCGAAAUUACAACACGACUGCCGGUGAUAAGGAAACGCAAACUGGUGAGUUUCAAUCCAUAUAUUUAAUACACUCAUUGAUUACUGAAGAAUCACAGAACAAAUUUCACAUGCAACACCAUAAACUAUAA